AUGCAGCACUACGGAGUGAACGGCUACUCUCUGCACGCCAUGAACUCCCUCAGCGCCAUGUACAACCUGCACCAGCAAGCCGCGCAACAGGCGCAGCACGCGCCCGACUACCGGCCCUCCGUGCACGCGCUCACACUGGCAGAGAGACUCGCCGGCUGCGCAUUUCAAGACAUCAUCCUGGAGGCUCGCUACGGCUCUCAGCACCGCAAACAGCGCCGGAGCCGCACGGCCUUCACCGCACAGCAGCUGGAAGCGCUGGAGAAGACUUUCCAGAAGACCCACUACCCGGAUGUGGUGAUGAGGGAGCGGCUGGCCAUGUGCACCAACCUGCCCGAGGCCCGUGUGCAGGUUUGGUUCAAAAACCGCAGAGCCAAGUUCCGUAAGAAGCAGCGCAGCCUCCAGAAGGAGCAGCUUCAGAAGCAGAAGGAAGCGUCAGGGGAAGGAGGAAGCGAAAAGGAGGACGCACCUCCCUCCACAACUGUCCUUCCUGACACCCAGCUCCCUCCUUCAUCCUCCUCCUCCUCCUCCUCUUCUCUGGAGACGGAGGGGCCUGUAGUCCGUCCUGUACCUCUGGACAUGGAGCUGAACGUCACGUCAGCAGAACACUCUGGCAGCGAGUCAGCGACGGAGGAUAAUGCCACCGAUAAGGAGGACGAGAGUAAAUGUCAGAGAGACGAAAUGAAGUGUGAGAGAGCAGUGACUCCAGGGGACGUCUCUCCUGCUUGUAAAAGACUCAGCCCUAAACCAGACUCUCCCCUGGUCUCUCCAUCUGUGACUCCCUCCUCCUCCAGCAGUGGCCUGGCCAGCAGUGGUCCUCUCUCUCAGAGCCACUCUUACUCUUCCUCCCCUCUCAGCCUGUUUCGUCUGCAGGAGCAGUUUCGCCAGCACAUGGCUGCCACCAACAACCUGGUGCAUUACCCUGCUUUUGACCUCGCUGCCCCAUCUUCACUCCCCUACCUGGGGAUGAAUGUUAACAUGCCCCCUGCACCGCUGGGCUCUCUGCCCUGCCAGUCUUACUACCAGUCCCUGUCCCAUCACGCCCAGCAGGUGUGGAACAGCCCGCUGCUGCAGGCGUCGGCUGCAGGCGGCCUCACCAGCCACAACAACAAGACCACCAGCAUCGAGAACCUGCGUCUGAGGGCCAAACAGCACGCUGCCUCGCUGGGACUGGACACAAUGUCUAACUGA
Molecule: messenger RNA, 1188 nt
Organism: Chelmon rostratus (copperband butterflyfish)
Lineage: Eukaryota; Metazoa; Chordata; Actinopteri; Chaetodontiformes; Chaetodontidae
Product: diencephalon/mesencephalon homeobox protein 1-A-like
Exons: 4
Coding region: 1-1188 (395 amino acids)
Biological process (GO): regulation of transcription by RNA polymerase II
Molecular function (GO): DNA-binding transcription factor activity, RNA polymerase II-specific; RNA polymerase II transcription regulatory region sequence-specific DNA binding
Source: RefSeq, a predicted model, not a curated record